Molecule: messenger RNA, 600 nt
Organism: Folsomia candida
Lineage: Eukaryota; Metazoa; Arthropoda; Collembola; Entomobryomorpha; Isotomidae
Product: abscisic acid and environmental stress-inducible protein
Exons: 6
Coding region: 212-544 (110 amino acids)
Source: RefSeq, a predicted model, not a curated record
CACAUGAAAUUGGAUUUGAGGCGAUUUCUAGCCAGUAAAAUCUGGUUAAAAGUUAAAUGCAUCAAGAAAUUGCAUAUAAAAGACUAGAAAGACUUGAAGGAAAUAUCAUUCACGCUUAAAUAACGCUUUGUUGACAAUUGUUUAUUUAAGUAAUUUCACUAGAUUCUCGUAGCAUUUGGUGUCUCUUGUCCAGUUCUUUUUAGGAAAUAUAAUGCGUAUUAAUCAAAAGAUCGUCCUCGGCCUGUUUCUUUGCCUUGUGGCAGUCCUGUACGAAACUGACGCAAUUUGUCUUUUUAAACUCUUAUUCAAAAAGAAAUUGCACGGGGAAGAAGGAGGUGGAUUUGGAGGGGGGUAUGGACAUGGUUGGGGAGGCUGGCAUGGAGGAGGUGGUGGUGGAUUUGGUCCAAGCGGAGGAGGGUUUGGUGGGGGAGGAUUUGGAAAAGGAGGUGGAGUGCCGAUAGUUGUAAAGCAUCAUCACCACGGAAAAAUUGAAGUCAUCGGAGGUGGAUGGAGUAAUUUAUUAAAUUUUAUGAGCAUAAUCUAACAAUUAUUGUGGUAUCACAUUAUAUAUACCGAAUAUAAAUUUAGGAGGAGGACCUG